Molecule: messenger RNA, 2289 nt
Organism: Linum tenue
Lineage: Eukaryota; Viridiplantae; Streptophyta; Magnoliopsida; Malpighiales; Linaceae
Source: the annotation of a GenBank genome assembly
AUGUCGAUUAUGCACCAUGUGGGCAUCGUCCUGUUUUUCCUUUGGGCGCUCUCUUGCUUCGGUUGGACUCACCUGAUCGCGUACUUCGUUUCUUUGAUUUAUCUGUUUCUGGUUCACGAGAGAUAUGUAAGGAAAUUGAGGACAAAUCUGCAGUAUGAAGAAUCGAAACAAGCUAAUCGAAAAAGGGUGCUAUCUGAUUCUGAAACAGUGAGGUGGCUGAACCAUGCGGUGGAGAAGAUAUGGUCUAUAUGCAUGGAAGAGAUCACUUCACAGAAGAUUCUUCUCCCUAUCAUUCCUUGGUUCUUGGAGAAGUACAAACCAUGGACUGCUAAAAAGGCCGUUGUGCGGCAUUUAUACAUGGGGAGAAACCCGCCAAUGUUCACCGAAGUGAGGGUUCUUCGCCAAUGUACUGGUGAUGACCACUUGGCAUUGGAGAUGGGAAUGAGGUUUUGUACAGCUGAUGAUAUGCUUGCAGUUCUUGCUGUAAAAUUAAGGAGAAGGCUGGGAUUUGGGAUGUGGACAAAAUUGCAUAUAACAAGCAUGCAAGUGGAGGGGAAGGUGUUGAUUGGAAUAAAAUUUCUACGUCGCUGGCCUUUCAUUGGACGUUUACGAGUAUGCUUUGCUGAGCCACCCUAUUUCCAAAUGACGGUGAAGCCCAUCUUUACCCAUGGGGUUGAUGUUACAGUGCUUCCUGGGAUUGCAGGGUGGCUAGACAAGCUUCUGUCGAUGGCAUUUGAGCAGACCCUGGUUCAGCCCAAUAUGCUAGUUGCUGACAUGGAGAAAUUUGUUUCACCUUGUCAAGAAACUUGGUUCUCUGUUGAUGAGAAGAAGCAUAUCGCUUUUGCAAAAGUUGAAGUUAUUGAAGCAUCCGACAUGAAACCAUCAGACUUAAAUGGUCUAGCUGAUCCGUACGUGAAAGGACAAGUUGGUCCCUAUGGAUUCAGGACAAAGAUCCAAAGGAAAACUCUGGCUCCCAAAUGGCUCGAGGAAUUUGAAGUCCCCAUUAUUACUUGGGAGUCACAGAAUGUUCUAGCAAUUGAAGUUCGUGAUAAAGACCACUUUAUUGAUGAUGCCCUCGGGAAGUGCACCGUAAAUAUUAAUGACCUGAGAAAUGGUGAAAGACACGACAUGUGGUUGCCCCUUCAGGACAUCAAAAUGGGUCGACUGCAUCUCGCCUUAACUGUGCGAGAGGAAAAGAAGGAUGCCACCUGUUCCAUAGAAGGAGAAGAAGCGAUGAACGAGCGAGAAGCACAUGAAUCUUUUGCCAACGACGCUACUAAUCGAUCUUCAUUCUCAUCUGUGACGUUGGAAUCCCAAAAGGUAUCUGACAACUUUGAGCCAAUCAACGUGGAGGGACAAAAAGAGACCGGGGUAUGGAUCCAUCACCCCGGCUCCGAAGUGUCACAGACUUGGCAGCCAAGAAAAGGAAAAAGUCGGAAAAAAGUCGAGUACACUCAGAGCAGCAAAUCCUUGGGCGACUCAUUCGUACAGUGCAACGACAGCAGUAGCACCGAUGAAGCUGAUGUCGACGGUAAAAGGCCAGGAAAUAAAGUUCGCCGAGGUCUACGUAGGAUCACAGCAGCAUUACGUGGGACUCCAAAAGUGGAAAGUUAUCAUCUAGGCGGCAACAAUAAUGAGGAAGUUGUUCAGUCUCCUUACGCCAACAUUCGAGCAGCAAAUCAGAAGGAAGGUGGGGUGAAGUUUGUUGUUGAGGAUAGCCUCUCCGGACAGAUACCUAAUAAGCAACCAAACUCGAGUCCCGACUCAACUUGUAGUCCGGGGAAGGGCGGUAAGAGGGAGAAGAGGAAGUGCAUUUUGAAACAGAUGGAGAAGUCGGCUAGGAGCUUGAAGCAUGUGCUAUCCAGGAAAGCAUCCAGAGUGUCUCGAGGAGAUGGUGGACCGAAGUUAGGGGCUGAGCUAGCAAUGGAUGCUGAGUUGGACACUUCCGACGAAGAUGAAGAGGAUGAAUCUCGACCUGCUGUUGCUCAGCCAGUUAUUGUUGGCAAUCCCAUCACGUCGUGCUAUGGGAGCAACGAAGAUUCGGACAAUGGGAAGGCGAAGGAGAAGAGUGGUGAAACUGGAGCGAGUGAGGAUUUGGCGAAGAAUGAAGAGCUAGGUGAUCAUGUGAAUGGGAAUGGUGAAGGCACAGAAAGGAAGGUGAUCAAUAGGGAAGUGGGUAGCUCGGAAGCAGACUACAAGGUACAAGAGGGGGAGACAUUGAAGCCUGCUACUGAUCAAGUGGGAGUUGAGAAGAACAACGUGGAGGAAGAGAAGGUCAGGCAAACAUAG